AUGCAGACAGACUGCCUUGUUGAGCUCAAGCUGGCCCUUCAAAACCUGCACAAUAUCACAACAGACAGAAAAGAUGAGACAACAGCCGCACUGCCGAAGGCUCUAAUCGCCACCAAAGAUAGCGCCGACCUACACACCAAGCUCCGAGAGUUUCGCGUGUAUGAGUACUACCUCCCGUUAGCUACCUCUGUACACCACCGGGCCAACCACUCAACCCAGAUCUUGUGUUUCAACAUGGCAUAUGAGAACAACGACGGCAAUGAUGAGAACAAGAGUGGCAAGGCCUCGGCCAGUACGGAACAGAACCAAAACUCUGGAGAUGAUACGCACAUGACGGACAUCUCUGACGAAGAGCCACCCUCCAGCCCUACCCUGAAUCUCAAGCAGUUUUACGACUCCAGCUAG
This is a messenger RNA of Trichoderma atroviride IMI 206040, 405 nucleotides long. RefSeq lists its product as uncharacterized. Lineage: Eukaryota; Fungi; Ascomycota; Sordariomycetes; Hypocreales; Hypocreaceae. The record is from RefSeq and is a predicted model, not a curated record.